CGAAGGUGGGGAUUCGUGGAGGAUGUGCUAAGCGCAGGCGUUGCAGGGAGAAUCGCUGCCUCGUCGUCCUUGGAUCGAGCAAAGCUACCAGCCAGCUAGGCAGCUAGCCAGCUAGCCAACCUGUGAGCCUGGUGGUUGCGUGCGUGCUCGGUUGCGUGGGUGUGCUCGCGUCGCUGUUUGGUAGUUGCUCGUCUAUCUGCCGCCUGUCGUGGGAGCGCUUACGGCACGCGUUCUCUAAAGGACUCUGCCAUUGCACCCUCGCCGCUCAGCGCGCGCGAGCUCACACAGGCAAGCACGACGAAGGCGUUCAUCCUCUUCUUGCCUUCCUCCUCCUCCUCCUCCUCCGCCUCCUUCCAGGCGACGCUGGUGUGAGUGCUUACUCGAGUGUCUUCGUUGAGCUGGUUGGGAUCUGCACACUGCGAGCCGGGUCGGUCCUCCGGGUGGGUGGUGGAGGAGAUCCUCCGCUGUUCUCCCGGGGAAGCACGGCGCGAGGUUGAGCGGAAGCAAGUGAAGGGGGUGUGCGCGGGGAAACCGAAGCGCAGGGCAGGGAAAUCGACAUCUUCUGGGCUUCUCAUAAGCUCGCGGGCGUGGAUCGGGACGGGUCGAAGCCGCGCCAAUGGCGGGACUGGGUCUCGCCGGGCGCGCGAUCGCGACUGUGAGAGGGGCGUCGCCAUCACCAGUGCUGGGAGGGUACAACCUUGUUCCAGUGGGAGAGCGAGAGUACCGUGUGGUCCCAGAUGGACAGUGUCGCGGCCGAGUGAUUUCCGGAGUGGACUCGAUCACUAAUGCCAGCGCCAAGCUAAGACUCGAUGAGAGGACGCCGGCCAAGGCCAAGAGAUCUGUCAGCACCGACGGUUUCACCAGUAUUUUAGGGGGAAGUAACCGGAGCGGGAUUGACAGGUCUUAUGGACUCUGCAAUUUUAUGCUGUACAGUAUUGAUAACCUUUCAAGCUUAGGUUCGUUUGGUUCAGGGAGAUGGUUAAGAGAGGCAACUGUGGUAUUCUGGCACAGUAAAAGCUACAGGUGCAGUUUGAUUGGAAACUGUAAUUUAACAAGGGCUAGGAAAUCGGGGUCAGAUGGACCGAGAGACGUCAAGGGGGCGGUUGGGAAACGGAUUGCGGAGCGCGGAGGGUCAGCCAAAGAUGCCACGACAGAUUUGACAUCAACAGACAUUACGGAGAGCCAUGUCGGGACGGCGGACUCGAUGGAGAUCAAGACGAAUGUCAUUGAGAUGCCGCCUAACGAGCGACGGAGAGGGGUUGUGGACUCUGAGGUGGCGGUCAAGGCGGGGGAGCUGGAGCUCCACAAGGAGAAGGAGAAACAGAAGCGGACCAUAGAGCAGAGGCUGGCGGCGGAGGCAAGGGAGAAAGAGCGGCAGCAGCUGGAAGAGCGAGAAACGGAGAGAAAGCUUCUGCUGCAAACGAAGGAACGGGAGAGAAAGCUGAAGUUGGAUCAGAAAGAGAAGGAGAGAACGAUGCAUGCGGAAAAAAUGGAAAGAGAGAGAAUCCUGGCAGAACAGAAGAGGCUGGCGGAAGAAAGAGAGAGGGAAAGGAAGCUGAAGGCGCAGGCAGCGGCGGUCGCAAAGAGACAAGCAGCGAUUGCUCGUCUGCUGGAGGUUCAUGCAGAAGAUAAAUUGUUCUCUUACCCAGAGGUGAUUGAAGCUGGAUCAACGGCCGAGUUGUUUCUGAAUCGGCCCUUGACGUCUCUCCAGAAUGAGCCCAGUGUUUUCUUGAAAGGAGCCUUCAAUGACUGGCAAUGGCGACCGGCGAACCAGGUGGUCAAGAAGAGCAAAUAUGGAGAUUGGUGGAGUGUGAAAGUUGAAGUUCCAGAGGAGGCCUACAAGUUUGACUUCGUAUUUUUCAACGGGGAGUCGAUCUACGAGAACAAUGGCGGUCAAGACUUUCAUCUCAAGGUCGCAGGGGAGUGGGACGAGAGGAAGUUCCUCGACUUCCUGGCAAUGGAAAGGGUGAAAGAGCUUGAGCGUUUGGCCAAGGACAAGGAAGAGGCGGAGCGAAAAGCAGAGGAGGAGAGGAGGGUCUCACAAAGGAUAGCCGGAAUCGAAGCCGACAAGAUCCAGGCAAGGAGGGAGGUCGAUGGACUGAAGGCGAAGGCAGAGAUGAGACGCACGGAAGCAGUACGCGCUAUGGAAACGGUCUGGUUUUCUAACCCCGCGGAGAUUAGUGCUGGGAAGAAAGCCAAGUUGUUCUAUAACCGAGAGUUCCGCUCUCUUGCUCAAAGCGAGGACAUUUGGAUCCAUGCUGGUUAUAAUGGUUGGAGCACAGGAGUGUCCAUUGUUCAGAAGUUAUACUCUGCCGAAAAGGACGAUGGCGAUUGGUGGUAUGCUGAAGUUGAUGUUCCAAGGGAUGCAUUCCUCCUUGAUUGGGUGUUUUCAAAUGGACCUGCUGGCAAAGGCACUAUUUAUGACAACAAUCAUCAGCGAGAUUAUCAUGCGAUUGUAAACGAUGGGAAAGUGGACGAAUUCUGGAAUACCAUUGAGGGAAACAUUUUCCAGCGGCUUCAGAAGGAGCGACAAGAGCGAGAGGAAGCUGCUCAGCGUCUGAUCGACCGGCGAGUACGCCUGAAGGCAGAGCUUAAGCAGAAAACGAAGCAAGCUUUCUUGCAGUCACAAGCACAUAUCAUUUAUACGAAACCAGAGGAGGUCAGGGCUGGGCAACAUGUAACAGUAUACUACAACCCGCAGAACACAGUGCUGCAUGGACGCACGGAGGUCUGGAUGAGGGGGUCGUUUAACAGGUGGACGCAUCGCUCUGGAUGCUUCAUGCCCCUGAAAAUGAAUCCAUCCGGGAACGGUCCUCACAUGGAAGCUACAGUGUAUGUGCCAGUUGAUGCUUACAUGAUGGAUCUUGUGUUUUCGGAGCGAGGAGAUGCUGACGGUGGCUUCUAUGACAACCGAGGCGGACUGGAUUAUCACGUGCCUAUUGCUGGUGGCUCGGUCAGGGAGCCUCCCAUGUCAAUUGUCCAUGUGGCUGUGGAAAUGGCUCCCAUUGCGAAGGUUGGAGGAUUGGGUGACGUUGUCACAAGCUUAUCGCGGGCUGUGCAGGAGGCAGGUCACAAAGUCGAGGUUGUUCUUCCCAAGUACAACUGCAUAGACUACUCGCAGGUACGCAUUUUGCAGGAAGGGAAGGAUUACAACUGGGGCGGAACGAGGGUCCGGACGUGGUGUGGUGAAGUCGAAGGCUUGACGGUGCAUUUCCUGGAGCCAGAGAAUGGGAUGUUCUGGGCGGGGUGCAUCUACGGUCGGAAUGAUGAUGCGCAGCGGUUUGGCUUUUUCUGCAACGCAGCCCUCGAAUUCCUGUUGCAAUCAGGGCGGAAUCCUGAUAUCAUCCACUGCCAUGACUGGUCAUCAGCCCCAGUUGCUUGGCUUUACCAGGAACAAUACAAGGAGCAUGGGCUAAAUAACUCUCGUAUUGUUUUUACGAUUCAUAACAUGGAGUUUGGCGGUGCAGCCAUUGGCAAGGCCAUCGCCAAUGCCCACAAAUCGACGACGGUGUCACCAACGUAUGCGAGAGAGAUUUCAGGUCAUGGGAGUGUUGUCCCACAUUUGGGGAAGUUCCACGGGAUCCGCAAUGGUAUCGACCCUGAUAUCUGGGACCCCUUGGGUGAUGCGUACAUUCCGGUGAAGUAUGGUGCAGAAGAUGUUGUGCAAGGCAAGCAAGCAGCUAAAGAGGAGCUACGGCGGCGGCUGAAUCUGCGGUUCGUUGACAGACCUAUUGUCGGCAUCGUAUCAAGGCUGACUGCGCAAAAAGGCAUUCAUCUCAUCAAGCAUGCCAUAUGGAGGACACUGGACAGAGGUGGACAGAUUGUGCUCCUUGGAUCUGCACCAGAUGGACGCAUUCAGAAUGAAUUCCAGCAGCUGGCACAUCAGCUUACGGAGCAGUACGGCGACAUGGCGAGGCUCUGUCUCUCCUAUGAUGAACCGCUUUCUCAUAUGAUAUAUGCCGGUGCGGAUAUUAUUUUGGUGCCAUCAAUGUUUGAACCUUGUGGGUUGACGCAGAUGAUCGCUAUGCGCUAUGGGGCCAUCCCAGUUGUCAGGAGAACUGGAGGUUUGGUUGACACUGUUUUCGACGUGGAUCAUGACAAAGACCGAGCUCAGCAUGAGGGGCUGGAGCCAAAUGGUUUCAGUUUUGAGGGCACUGAUGCCGGAGGAUUGGACUAUGCUUUGAACAGGGCAUUAUCGGCUUGGUACGAGGACCGUCCUUGGUUCCAGUCCUUGUCCCGGAGAGUGAUGGAACAGGAUUGGAGUUGGAAUCGUCCGGCACUUGACUACAUUGAGUUGUAUUACGGUGCAAGGAAGCUGUAGGCAGUUGUAUUCAUACGGUGCAACGUAUCCCUCAUGACUGGUUUCCCUCUCUUUUCAAGAGAGCCUAGGCAAUGUGUGUGUGCUUUCUGCACAGACAAGAGGAACGUAUUGAAGUGACGUAUGGGCAAGGAGACAUCUUGAUCACCAUGCAGCUAUGGUAUGUUCUUCCGAAGAGUUAAUUUGACAAAGGAAGAGAGGAGCGGCGGUAUAUCAGGACUGCAGCACGGAUGAAUGGACGGAUGGAGCAGCAUGAGGAUCGUAAUGCAGCUGUCGUGUAUGUUUAUUCACAGCCUCUUGGCAUAUGUUUAUUCACAGCCUCACAUGCUGUGGCAUGUUUAUUUACACCCUCACAUUAUGUAUGUUUAUUCACAGCCGCACAUUGUUUUGUGAUGGCUGGUGUGUAUGUCCAAUCCAAGAUUCGAGCACACAACCUACGGCUUGCAGUGCAGACACCUAACCAAUAGGCUUAAGUUGGCUGGAGGAAUGUUGCAAGUUACAUAUAAUGUAGGCAGACGAGCAUGAUUGAAGGAGAUGAUCUUGGCUAGAGGUAAGGUAGACAAGCAGGAGGUGACGGAUUGGAUUCACGGAUGGGAGUGACCGAGGGCAUGGGACAUGCCAAUUUCUUAAUGAUGCGGCUGCGGUGAUGUUGUUGAGCAUAGCACACUAAGUCUUUGUAGUGGCCUAUUUAGGGGUUCGGAAAAAAGCAAGGAUCGUAGAAUGGGGGAGGUCGGGACACAGGUUGGGGAUGGAUAAAAGGGUACAGGAGUUGGUGGUGGCAUUGUAGACUCCUGUUUGUUUCUUUGUCCUCCUCUGCUUUUCUCCUGUGUGCUGCUUUGCUGGUUGGAGCAGAAAGUAGGAUGGUAUUAGGUAUAGGAUGGAUGGAUGGUUUCGCGUUACUAACAUUCGGGGGGGAGUAAAAGCUUCAAAGAUGUCAUUGUCGCUUUGCAGGGUAAAGGCUCAGAAUACUGGUGGUAGGGUGUGCUUGUGGAUUUGUUGUUUAGUUAUUAUUUGAAAGUAUUUGUGAGUUUGUAGAGGACAUUUGAUUGUCAUGGUAGGCAUUGGUAGCCAGAUGGCAAUCAUGGCCUUUCAUAAUCUUUUAUCUUCCCAUGUCUCUCUCUAUCUUGAGUAGAGUUUGUGGAUAUUUAGCUCAGUAAGAUUGUAGCAUAGUUUCAAGUGGGAACUUUCGACUUCUUUCGACUUCUUUCGACUUCUUCGACUUCUUUCAACUUGCCUUCUCAACAACGUGUGUUGAAUCUGUCUGUGACAGAGACCGACUGUCAUUCUCGCCACAGUAUCGAGAUUAGGACUUUCCUAGGUUGUCUCGAGGACCACGGCUGCUUCAUGUAGUGCUCUCUGUCCCUUGUGGCUUCUGAGGAGCUAAGGACACAUUUACAGCCAAUGGAAUGGCAAUGGCUCUCUGCUUGUCAUUUGGGGGGCAGUGCCCCGUCGCCAGAGGAUGGCAUUUACAUGUUUGUUCCUGUUCAAUCUUGGUAUCAAUCUUGGUAUCAAUCUUGGUAUCGUCUCUGAUCGCUCUAAAAGAAUUUGAGAUCAUGGUGAGCAAGGAAUGAUGACAGCCCUUUAUGUCAUUGAGCUAUGGUUUGCGGUCAAUCGUGACUUAUGCGUUGUGAACUCUAAACUGUGAGAAGGUCGUUGCCGACGUUUGUUUGGUUCUGGCUUGAUAACAAUACGCUCUGCCUCGUUUGGAUGUGAGAGGAGUGAAGGUGAGGGCUGAGAUACGCAGGCAACGAGUGCGAAAAAUGUGUUGAAACGUGGGUGUGCUGAAAUCUGAUGUGACAAUGUAGCUGAGAUAUGACAAAUGUGAUGGAGGAUAAAGUCAGAUGUGUGACGAAUGUCCGAAGUGCCAAGAUGUGUUGCUGAAAGGGCGCUAAAAUGUGCCAACAUUCACUCGCAUGGUUCAAAAUUGGCUUGAGAUGAGGGAUAAAAUGCAAGGGAAGUG
Messenger RNA from Chara braunii, 6278 nucleotides. NCBI's taxonomy places the organism in Eukaryota, Viridiplantae, Streptophyta, Charophyceae, Charales, Characeae. The record is from the annotation of a GenBank genome assembly.